CGCGGGAGGCGGCGCUCGGAGCCCCCUCCCCGCCACGCGUGGGUCCCUCGGACACCGGCGUUCCCCCCCCCUCCUCCCGCCGGGCUGCGGGACCGAAGGGGUUAAGGCCGCGGCGUGACGUGGCCCCGCCGGCCCCGCCUCCCGGGCCGCCCCGCAGGAGCUGUCAGCGGCCCCGGCCCCGGCCCGGCCAUGGCGGGGCUGCUGCAGGCGCUGGUGGGUGCCUCGGAGAAGGCGGCGCACAUCGCCCGGCUGUGCCGGCGAGAAGAGCCCCUCUUCCAGCUGCUGGUGGCCGAGAAGACGGGGGCCGACAGGAACAGAAGGUUCCUGCAGGACUUCAAGACGCUGGCGGACGUCCUCAUCCAGGAGGUCAUCAAGCACGACCUGGGGAAGGAGUUCCCCGAGCUGCGGGGCCACAUCCAUGGCGAGGAGUCCAACGAGUUCAAGAACGGGCAGGGGGAGACGGUGGCGGUGCGGGUCUGCGCCACGCCGGGAGACACCGCCGCCCUGCUGCUCUCCGUGCUGGAGCCCGAGCGGGCGGCCGCCGAGCUGCUGGCGGCCGCCGUGCACCGGGACGUGGCGCUGGAGGACGUGGAGUUGGCCGGCGUGGCGCUCAGCAUCCCCCCUCAGGACCUGGCCAUCUGGAUAGACCCCAUCGACUCCACCAACGAGUACAUCGCGGGGCGCGAGGACGUGGCUCCCGUCGACGGCAUCGCCCCGGCGGGGCUGUGCUCGGCGCUGGUGCUCGUCGGGGCCUACGACCGGCAGACGGGCUGCCCCGUGCUGGGCGUCAUCAACGAGCCCUUCUUCCGCCGGGACCCCCUGACCCCGCAGGUACCGGCACCGGCUGGGUGGGCACGGCCAGAUCCCGGCCCCCAAAGGCCGGGAGAGCCUGGGGACCCGGCGACGGGGUCCGCGCUCAGGGUGCCCGUCCCCCGCAGGUGGCAGGGGAGGUACCACUGGGGCGUCGCGUACGGGGACACGCGGCUGUGCUCGCUGAGCCCCCCGCCGCCGCGCCCCGCGCCCUGCGUGGUGCUGAGCCGAGCGGAGGGUGGAGCGGUGCGGGCAGCCCUGGGCCCCCUCUGCGGUGACCGCCUGCGCUUCGCCGCCGGUGCCGGCUACAAGAUGCUCUGCGUCAUCCUGGGACUGGCGGACUCCUACGUCCUCUCCGAGGGCAGCACCUUCGCCUGGGACGCCUGUGCCCCCCACGCCAUCCUGCGGGCCCUGGGGGGUGUCGUGGCCCUGGCGGGGGCCCUGCGGGAGCGGCGAGCGGGCGACACCGGCCCCCCCCCCGAGCUGGUCUACAACCGCCCGGCGGAGGGGGCGGUGGGGGCCGAGCGCUGGGCAAACCGGGGUGGCCUCGUGGCCUAUGCCCACCCCGGGCACUUGGAGGCCGUGCUGGCCGCGCUGGCCGCCGUGCCGGGGCUCUGAGCCCACGGCGGCCGGGACCCCGGGGUGUAAGGUGGGGGGUGGCAGGGACCCUGGGGUGCAGGGUAUGGGGUGGCUGGGAACAGGUUGCCAGGACCCCGGUGGUGGCAGGGACCAAGAGGUACAGGGUGUCGGGGGACCCCAGGGUGCAAGUUAUAGGGUGGCUGGGACCCUGGGGUGCAGGGUACAUGGGGUGGCAGGGACCCCGGGGUGAAGGGUGCGGGGUGGCAGGGACCCUGGGGUACAGGUUAUAGGGUGGCUGGGACCCCGGGGGUGCAGAGUGUGGGGUGUCCGGGACCCCAGGGUGCAAGUUACAGGGUGGCUGGGACCCCAGGGGUGCAGGGUACGGGGUGGCAGGGAACAGGGUCCCCAGGACCCCAGGGUGCAAAUUAUAGGGUGUCUGGGACCCGGGGGUGCAGCGUGUGGGGCGGCUGGGAACAGGGUCCCCGGGACCCCAGGGGUGCAGGUUUCGGGGGUGGCAGGGCCAAGGACCACGGGCCGGCCGGCCCCCCGGGGCGCAGGGUCCCCGGGACCCCCGGGAUGCGGGACAGGGUGGGAGCUCCGUGUGCCGGGACCCCCCC
This is a messenger RNA of Harpia harpyja (harpy eagle), 2006 nucleotides long. RefSeq names its product inositol polyphosphate-1-phosphatase (gene INPP1). The record is from RefSeq and is a predicted model, not a curated record. Lineage: Eukaryota; Metazoa; Chordata; Aves; Accipitriformes; Accipitridae. Gene Ontology annotation, molecular function: inositol-1,4-bisphosphate 1-phosphatase activity.